AUGUCAAAACAAUUACCAAGAACCAUUUCAGCAUGGCAAUUAAUGAAUUUUCUUCGACCUGGUUCAUCAUCAUCGUCAACAACAACAACACCAACCCCAGACAUCACGUCAGAGUUACAUUUAACCAAAACUAGACGGAUGCCGAGUAUCAUACGUCCAGAUCAAAUUCUUAUUAAAGUGAAAGCAGCAUCAUUAAAUCCUGUCGAUUCGCUACUCAUCUAUGGUUAUGGUUCAUCAAGUUUCAAUCUCCUACGACGUUUCACAUCACCUUGUGGAUGUUUCGGCGUACCAAAUAUCGAAAAUACUAUGACAUCUGAAAAUAACUCCGGUUUUCCUUUUACACCUGGUCGUGAUUUCGCUGGUGAAAUAGUUGACAUAGGUCCUGAGGUCAAAUCAUCAAACCGCACAAAUAAUAUCAAAAUUAGCAUUGGUACAAAUGUAGCCGGUGCUACAUGGCCUUUUUUAAGUUCUACUGGGUCUGGUGCUUUAGCUGAAUAUAUUAUCUGUCCAGCUGAAUAUGUUGCUCCUCUACCCAAGAAUGUAUCUUAUCUGCAUGCAGCUGCAUUAGGCUAUGCAGGACUGACUGCAUGGUCAGCUUUAGUCGAUACUGGUGGAAUACGACCUGUUCGGCAAAGAAUGUCUCAAACAACACGAACACCAUCACAAUUAUUAUCAAAUAAUUUAAUUUUAAUCACUGGUGCAACUGGUGGCGUGGGAUUUAUUGCAGCUCAAUUAGCUAAAUUAUGGGGUUGGCGAGUGCAUGUGACUUGUCCAGGUGAUGAUAAAGCUUUGGCCUUGAUGAAGUCUUUAGAAGUUGAAGAAGUAUUUCCUUAUCCAACCAAAAUUCCUAACACAUUAAAAUAUGAUUUAAUUCUUGAUUGUAUUCGACCAGAGUACAUCAAUACAGCAACACCAUUCUCCCCCUCGUCUUCUUCGCCUUCGUCCUCCGCGUCGUCCACCUCAUCUUCAUCAUCGACCAAUAAACAAUCCUCCAAUACUUUACUCAAUAAUAUUCUCCCUUAUAUACCACCUACUCUAUCCUACCUAAAUACAUCUUCAAAUCAAUCACGUUAUAUAAUGCUUAAUCCAUCCUUAUUACACUUAACUGAUUAUUGGGGACCAUUUCUUGGCACAGGAUUAGCAUUUACCCAGUUGAUAAGUACAAAGCUAGCGGCGACAUUCUCUGUCAAAGCCGGUGAUAGUAUUACUUCACUGAAUAAUUGUAAUAUAAUACGUUGGGCAUUUUUUAAACCAAAUCGUAAAGCUUUACAAGCCAUGCUAACACUGUUAUCUAACGGAGAAUUAAUUAUCCCAAUAGAUACAGUGUAUAAUUUCAUGGAUGUACCAAAAGCAUUCAAUCGAUUGUAUGCAAAAGGUGUACGCGGGAAACUUGUCAUUGAAAUGAACAAAUAA
Molecule: messenger RNA, 1413 nt
Organism: Trichobilharzia regenti
Lineage: Eukaryota; Metazoa; Platyhelminthes; Trematoda; Strigeidida; Schistosomatidae
Source: the annotation of a GenBank genome assembly